This is a messenger RNA of Salvia splendens (bonfire salvia), 6833 nucleotides long. Its product is annotated as DNA-directed RNA polymerase V subunit 1. The transcript has 20 exons. The coding region runs from base 347 to 6616 and encodes 2089 amino acids. The record is from RefSeq and is a predicted model, not a curated record. NCBI's taxonomy places the organism in Eukaryota, Viridiplantae, Streptophyta, Magnoliopsida, Lamiales, Lamiaceae. Gene Ontology annotation, biological process: DNA-templated transcription. Gene Ontology annotation, molecular function: DNA binding; DNA-directed RNA polymerase activity.
GAAAUCAGCUAAGAGAAAAUAUAAAUUCUCUAAAAAAGAAAACAAAAGGAAAAAAAGAGGGGAAAAAUUUGAUCUCCAAAGCAAAACAAACCCCUUGCGCUUUUCUCUCUCUCUACUGCAUGCAGAAUCGAGUCUCACCACUUCUCACUAAAACCCCUUUGGCUUUUCUCUCUCUCUACUCGUGUUGCCGGCCGAUUCCCGGAGAAGUGCUUCUGAUUUUCCACCAUCUCGACUGUUUCCAAGGCGUAGACUCUGAAUUUGAAGCCGCAUUUGGAAAAGGGCAUUUCCCUUCUCCGCUGGCUCUCCUCCCACAUUUCUAUGGUUUGAGAAUUAGUUGUUAGAGAGAAUGGAAGGUCCUUUACCACCACCCAUAGCAUUUGAGGCAAGGAUAAAAGGGAUCACGUUUGCUUUGGCCACUCGUCAAGAGAUUUGCAAAGCAUCCAUCAGCGACUUACCGAUCAACCAUGCCAGUCAGCUUUCAAAUCCAUAUCUUGGUCUGCCACUUGAAAGUGGCAAAUGCGACUCUUGUGGCACGGCUGAGGCUGGGCAAUGUGAAGGACAUUUUGGAUACAUUGAGUUGCCAACUCCCAUAUACCAUCCCGAUCAUGUUGCUGAGCUAAAAAGGAUGUUGAGCCUACUGUGCUUGAAGUGCUUAAAGUUCAAAAACAGAAAGGUGAAUAGUGUUGGUGGUGUUAUUGAAAGAAUGCUAUCUUCUUGCUGUGAGGAGGCCUCACAAAUUACUAUCAACGAAGCCAAGACUAGUGAUGGAGCUUAUUAUUUGGAGCUGAAGUUCCCAUCAAAGUCAAGACCUCAACAUGGAUGCUGGAAUUUUUUGGAAAAAUAUGGAUUCCGUUAUGGAGAUAUGCAUUCUCGGCCAUUGCUUGCAUCUGAGGUGGCGGCAAUUCUAAGAAAAAUCCCUCAGGACACCAGAAAAAAGCUCUCUGCCAGAGGUUACCACCCACAAGAUGGAUACAUUCUCCAGCACUUACCAGUUCCUCCUAACUGUCUCUCUGUGCCUGAUGUUUCUGAUGGAAUCAGCACAAUGUCUACGGAUUACUCUAUAACAUUGCUUAAAAAGGUGUUAAGACAAGUAGAGAUCAUAAAAAAUUCAAGGUCCGGGGUGCCAAAUUUUGAGUCUCAGGAGAUUGAAGCAAAUGACUUGCAAGCAGCUGUGGCUCAAUAUUUUCAGUUUAGGGGCACAGGCAAGGCAUCUCGUGAUGUCGAUGGUCGCUUUGGAAUCAACAAGGAAGAAAAUGUGUCUUUUACCAAAGCAUGGCUUGAGAAGAUGAAAACUUUGUUUAUAAGGAAAGGGUCUGGUUUUUCUUCUAGAAGUGUGAUAACUGGUGACCCGUUUAAAGGAGUGUCAGAGAUUGGGUUGCCAUUUGAGAUAGCCCAAAAGAUUACAUUCGAGGAGCGGGUAAAUCAGCACAACAUGGUGUUCUUACAGAAGCUGGUGGAUGAAAAGCUAUGCUUAACGUACAGGGAUGGUCAGUCUACAUAUUCACUGAGGGAAGGCUCAAAAGGGCAUACGUUUCUGAGGCCCGGUCAGGUUGUGCAUCGUAGGAUAAUGGAUGGGGAUAUCGUCUUCAUCAAUAGACCACCAACUACACACAAACAUUCUCUACAAGCUUUAUCAGUUUACAUUCACGAUGAUCAUACAGUCAAGAUCAAUCCCCUCAUUUGCGGCCCCCUUAGUGCUGAUUUUGAUGGGGACUGUAUCCAUUUGUUCUAUCCCCAAUCGCUUGAAGCUAAAGCAGAGGUUGUGGAACUAUUUUCAGUAGAGAAACAGCUACUUAGUUCCCAUACCGGGAACUUCAACUUGCAGCUGGCAACAGACUCAUUACUAUCACUGAAAUUAAUGUUCAAAAAGUACUUUUUGGUGCGAACCAAAGCACAACAGUUGGCCAUGUUUGUGCCGGAAGCACUAUCUGGACCUGCAGUAAUGAAGUCCAGAAAUGGCGAUCUUUGGACUGCAUCGCAGAUUUUACAGACAACUUUUCCUUCAUCCUUUGACUGUUCUGGAGAGAAACAUAAGAUAUGCAAAAGUGAAGUGAUGUACCUGGACUAUAAUAGGGAUGUGAUGGCUUCCAUCAUCAAUGACAUAGUCACCUCACUUUACUUCUUGAAGGGACCAAAGGAGGUCUUGCGGUUUUUCAAUUCUAUCCAGCCAUUAUCAAUGGAAAGUCUCCACACAGAGGGCUUUAGUGUUAGUUUAAAAGACUUUUUCCUAACUCGGGAUGUUUUGGAGGAUAUCCAAAAGGAAAUUCAGAAGAUCUUCCCAUUGCUGUGUGAUUUGCGAGCUUCAUAUAGUGAAUCAGUGGCCCUGCAAGUGGACAGCUACUUGCGCAAUGUGAAGAUCCCUGUUACUAAUUUCAUCCGCGAGUCUUCAGCCGUUGGCUACCUGAUAGACUCCAAGAGUGAAUCUGCUUUGAACAAGGUGGUUCAGCAGAUUGGUUUCUUAGGAAUUCAGAUAUCGGCUAAGGGAAAGUUCUACACAGAGACAUUGGUCAAGGACAUGUCAUCUCUGUUUCAAAAGAAAUAUCCUUCUUAUGAGGAUAGUCCUUGUGAAGAAUUUGGCUUGGUUGGUAGACCUCUCUUUAGAGGACUGGAUCCUUAUCAGGCGAUGGUUCAUUCAAUCUCCAGCAGAGAAGUAAUUGUCCGGUCAAGCAGAGGAUUGACUGAACCUGGGACACUCUUCAAGAAUUUGAUGGCAAUCCUUAGAGAUGUUGUCAUAUGCUAUGAUGGUAGUGUGAGGAAUACGUGCAGCAACUCCAUCGUUCAGUUUGAGUAUGGAGUGAAUAGUGCCAAUAUUGCAAGUGAAUUCUGUGCUGGGGAUCCUGUUGGAGUCUUAGCUGCAACUGCCAUGUCCAAUCCUGCGUACAAGGCUGUGCUGGAUUCAUCUCCAAGUAGCAACUCAUCCUGGGAUAUGAUGAAGGAGAUACUGCUAUGUGGAGUCGGAUUCAAGAAUGACAUCGCUGAUCGUCGGGUGAUUCUUUAUCUUAAUAACUGUGAUUGUGGCAGAAAGCACUGCCAAGAAAAUGCUGCUCUCAUAGUCAAGAAUCACUUGAAGAAAGUUAGUCUAAAGGACACGGCAAUGGAGUUCCUGAUAGAAUACAGAUCUCAGUUGGUGCCUGAGAGUUCUGAUGUCAAUACAGGCCUUCUUGUGGGACAUAUUCAUCUGAACAAGACCCAGUUGAUACAAUCAAAUAUCAGCUUGAAUGAUAUUCUUGAGAAGUGUCUGGAUUCAAUCAGUGUUAAUCGAAAGAGGAAAAAGAUCGGAAGCCUAUUCAAGAAAAUUGAGUUAUCAUCCUGUGAAUGUUGCUCUGUUCGUCAAUCUUCCAAAAGCAAAUGGACUGAUGUACCCUGCAUCCAGUUUCUUUGGCAAGGGGCAAGUGAUGAUCUCUUAGAGAGAGCUUCUGAUUUCCUAGCUGAUACAGUUUGUCCAGUGCUGUUACAGACAGUCAUUAAAGGUGAUCCAAGGGUAUCAGCUGCCAACUUAAUAUGGAUAAGUCCCGAUACAGCUACCUGGAUCAGGAGUCCAUGUAAGAGCCCUAAAGGUGAAUUGGCUGUAGAUGUAACCCUCGAGAAAGAAUCUGUAAAAAAGAGUGGAGAUGCAUGGAGGAUCGUGAUGGAUUCUUGCCUUCCAGUUUUCCACUUGAUAGAUUCUCAGCGUUCCAUACCAUAUGCAAUAAAACAAGUAGAAGAUCUGCUUGGUAUUUCUUGUGCAUUUGAGCAGGCUGUACAGCGUUUAUCAACAUCAGUGACAAUGGUUACGAAAGGUGUUCUCAAGGAUCAUCUUGUGUUGCUGGGUAAUAGCAUGACUUGUGCUGGAACAAUGAUUGGUUUUAAUGCUGGCGGUAUCAAGUCUUUAUCCAAAUCACUUGGUGUCCAAGUACCAUUUAUGAAUGCUACGUUAUUUACUCCUAGGAAGUGCUUUGAAAGAGCCGCUGAAAAAUGCAACACUGAUAGUUUAUCAAGCAUUGUGGGUUCUUGCGCCUGGGGUAAACAUGUUUCUGUGGGAACUGGAUCUCCUUUCGAGAUUGUUUGGGGGACAAAACAUGAUGCGCUGAUGGAGGAUGAAGAAAUUGACGUUUACAAUUUCCUCCGCAUGGUGAAUAGCUCAAAGCUGGAAGAUACAGGCACUAGUUGCUUGGGAGCUGAAAUUGAAGAUCUGGACCAGGAUGAGUAUAUGGAUUUUGAUCUGUCUCCAGUGCGAGAAUCUGGUGCCGCCAAGCCCACUUUUGAGGAUGGAAUUGACUUAUCCAAGGAGGAUGAUGAUGGGGGAUGGUCUUGGGGAAAGGCUGAUUCUGGAGAAAAUGGUUGGGCAAGGUCAAACAAGGCUGAAGAAAGCACUUGGGACAAAAAAGCAGAUUCUGAAGAAAAUGGCUGGGCAAGGUCAAACAAAGCUGAAGAAAACACUUGGGCUAAAAUAGUUGAUUCUUCAGAAAAUGAUUGGACUAAAAGUUCUGAACAGAGCACUGGUAAUAUGACAGCUGAGCAAAGCUCCUGGAGCAAAAUUGUUCGAUCUGAGGAAAAUGAUUGGGUGAAAAAGCCUGUGGAAAGCUCUUCAGGUAGGAAGGUCAAUUCAGAAGGAAAUGAUUGGAGCAAAAUUGGCAAACAAGGUUCUUGGGACACUCCUACAACUGAUACUCAGUCUACUUGGAGUAAAGAUAUUGCUAAAAUAGACGAUGGAAAAUCUCAGGGAGAUGGUGUGUGGUCAGCCCCUUCUGGAGCUCAGAGAGAGGCAGCUUGUAGUGAACCAUCUGAUGCUGCUGGUUGGGACCAAUUACGAUCUGGCACAGAGUUGGAUUCAAAGGAUAAUCCUUGGGGAAAAUCUAAAGUGGCUAAUGAGUCAACCCCCUCAAAGGCUUUUGGCACCUGGGGCUCUUCAAGUACAAACGACUGGGGUAAGUCUAAUUCACAGUCUCCUGCAGGAGAAAACAAGGAGUCUCAGUCAAAUAACUGGGGUUCAAGCCAGAAACAAUCGGACGUCUCUACACCUGCUCAUGGUUGGGGUUCAAAGGAUGAGGCCUGGGGAACUAAGGCUGCUGAUGAAUCAACCCACUCAAAAGCUUCUAGUGCUUGGGGAUCAUCAAAUGAUUGGGGCAAGUUUGAUUCACAGUCUAAUGCAGGAGAGAACAAAGAGUCCCAGUCAAAUAACUGGAGUUCAAGACAGUCGAACGACUCUACACCUGCUCAAGGUUGGGGUAAGUCUAAUUCACAGUCUCCUGCAGGAGAAAACAAGGAGUCUCAGUCAAAUAACUGGGGUUCAAGCCAGAAACAAUCGGACGUCUCUACACCUGCUCAUGGUUGGGGUUCAAAGGAUGAGGCCUGGGGAACUAAGGCUGCUGAUGAAUCAACCCACUCAAAAGCUUCUAGUGCUUGGGGAUCAUCAAAUGAUUGGGGCAAGUUUGAUUCACAGUCUAAUGCAGGAGAUAACAAAGAGUCCCAGUCAAAUAACUGGAGUUCAAGACAGUCGAACGACUCUACACCUGCUCAAGGUUGGGGUUCAAAGGACGAGGCCUGGGGAACUAAAGCUGCUGAUGAAUCAACCCACUCAAAAGCUUCCAGUACUUGGGGAUCAUCAAAUGAUUGGGGCAAGUUUGAUUCACAGUCUAAUGCAGGAGAGAACAAAGAGUCCCAGGCAAAUAACUGGAGUUCAAGACAGUCGAACGACUCUACACCUGCUCAAGGUAGGGGAUCUCCAAAUGUUGAUACUUCCGGUGACAAAGAUGCAAGGCCUCAGUGGGGGGGUCGUGGUCGGGGGCGUGGCAGAGGUUGGGGACGAGGUCGCUCAAGAGAAGGUUCACAAGGUAGGGGCCCUUCUAACGAUGGGGAUUGGAGGAACAGGAGACCUCGUCCAUCUGAUGAUCCUAAUGCUCCAGCGCUUUUCACUGCAACAAGGCAGCGCUUGGAUUUAUUCACUGCAGACGAGCAAGAUGUUCUUGUGGAGAUUGAGUCAAUUAUGAAGAGCAUCAGAAGAAUAAUGCACCAGACAGGAUACAAUGAUGGUGAUCGGUUAUCUGCUGAGGAUCAGACAUACAUUGUUGAUAAUGUGCUCAACUAUCAUCCCGACAAAGCUGCAAAAACAGGAGCUGGAUUAGAUUAUAUCAUGGUUCGCAAGCACAGUGAGUUCCAGGACAGCAGAUGCUUUUACGCUGUCUCUGUUGAUAAAGUGGAAUCAGAUUUCUCCUACCGCAAGUGCCUCGACAAUUUCGUCAACAAGAAGUACCCAGACAAGGCAGAAGCUUUCAUGCCCAAGUACUUCAGAAAACCACAGCCACGAGCUGGGUGGAACAGAGACCGUGUUAGUGGUCCUCCUCGUAGUGAAGCUGGGACACCUCGUGGCUGGAACAGUGAUUCCAAUGAAGCCGGGACACCAUCGACGUGGGCUCAGACCACAGGUCCUCAAAGUGAAGCGGGGACGCCCCGUGGCUGGAACAGCGAUUCCACUCCAGCGACAGAGGAGGCUGGGACACAAUGGGCGCAGACCCCUUGCCCUGAUAGUGAAGCUGGAACGCCCCAUGGCUGGAACAGUGUUUCUGCUCCAGCAACGGAGGAAGCCGUGACACCAUGGGUGCAGACUCCGGGCCCCGAUGAUGCAGCUACUGGUUGAUGUACGGCAAAUCACUUGUGUUAUUCUUGGUGUAUGGGCUUUUUAGCUGCUACCAAGUUGGAAAAUUUCAGAUUAUUUAUCAUUUUAUGGUUAGGUUGGUUGAUGACAGGUUGUUUGUCACUUCGCUUUUUUUAUCUCUUCAUCUUCAGCGCUGGAAUUUGGGUUUUUCUUUAAAAUUUAAUUUACCAUCUCCAAUCGCAUGCAAUGCCUUUAUUCA